AGUUCUCUAUAGAAUGGUCUGCGCACAUAAAUUGUUUUAAUCAAAUAAGUUUGCUAACGUAAUUCUAUACUUUUGCUCACCGUGAACAGAUUCAAGAGUUGCGCGUGACAAAUCCUUCCGACAUCACUGAUGACAUAUAUGCACUAGCUUGUGGACCAGAUCCAUGGGUUUCUUCUUUUUCUGCCUGCAUCAGUAAUGGAACCAGAUUUGACACCGAGUCUCGUGGUAAACACCGCCGAACCCAAAAUAGUGGGGUGGUUGUUAAAGGAGAACACCAAUCAAAGGCUGUCGAUUUCUACGGAGUAUUGAUUGACAUUUUGCAAUUAAAAUACAUGGGUUGGCGUCAUCUAUUUUUGUUUAGAUGUGAGUGGUUUGAUGUCGGUGAUGCAAGGAGGGGUAUACAUGUUGGGGACCACAUAACCAGUGUCAACACUUCUAGAAAAUGGUAUAAGGAUGAGCCAUUCGUGCUUGCCUGUCAAGCAGCCCAAGUAUUUUAUCUGCAAGACAAUAGUAAACAUGGUAAUUGGUCCGUCGUGCAAAGGGUGACAAGUAGAAACACGUACGAUGUUCCAAUUAUACCAUCCGAACACGGUGAUGAGGAUGAUGAUCAGAAUCUGAACUACGCUGCUUUUCAAGAGAACGAACCAUCAUACGCAGUGUUAGAACCUGAAGAGGAUGAUAAUGGGAUUAGUUCUCCCUUGCAUAGGACUGAUGUAUCACCAAUCGAUGUUCCUGGUGAUACAGUUUUGGGGGACGCAAUACCCACUCCCGGUGAUGAUGACUUCAUUGAUGACGAGUUAGAUGAAAACGAUGAUUAUGAGAGUAGUAGUAGUGAAGAUCUUGUUACAGAUACUGGGACUUCGUCUGACGAUGGUGAAUGAGGCUACCAAGUGAUGUUCGGAUCCCUAGCGAUGCAAACUGGUCUUGAUCGUAGCAUAUAUAUGUACUUGCAACAGUUUUAGUCUAUACAUGAAGUGAAUUUUACGAUGUUUGCUUGCAUGGGUGUGGUAUGGUAGAAACUAAUAUCCCACACUAUGUUGUAUCAUAUUGCAGUCAUUUUGUUUCAAGUAACAUGGUUUUAACUGCCAGACAUUGUUUCAGUUUUCCAUAUUGCCAUUUUGGCCAAUAUAGAGUUGUUACAUGGAUGCCUGAAUUUAGGUCAUUAAUGGUAUUAGUGCUUCAUGUAAUUAUUUAAUGAAAUGGGGACUUCUUCAGUUUUUUUGGUGGGUUUGAUAAUAUACUCUGUUUUCAAUCAUCUUGGGUGAUGAUUGGAAGGCUGGAAAAAACGCAUCGUUGUUAUUAAUAAUUAUGUCCAGUAAAAACCGAUAUGCCAUUUCAAAUGUUAUUCUCUCACUGUGUCUGCUAUAAUUUCAGUUUGUUGGACGAUGGGAUAUUUCUUUCAGCUGAAUGUUUGUAGAUGAAUAAUAUAUCUUGACAGUAAGGUGGGUCUGGAAAUAGACUCUGCAGCUGUAGAUUCUUCCAUGCUGCAGUUAGGCAUCCCCAAUACAGUGACCCUGGAAACGGACAGAGUGCCUCAAUUGCCCCACUAUUAACUGCAAGAUACUGUCUAUAUCCCCCUCCGAAAUGGUGCAUUGCAGUGGCUUGAUUCAGAUGCUCCAGGUGUCGUGUGGCCAUCAUAGCUAUAACAGAAUCAUCUUGACAGUACAAUGGGGAGCAAACAAUUGAUACUCAAUUUUCCAUGCCAUUGUACAUUCAUUAAUGGCUAGCAGGUUAUAUAUAGCUAUGUAUGUAUUAAGUCCGAUCUGAAGUAACACUUGCUCAUCCGAUAUGUGGAUGUUUCCAAUAUAGCUAUUAAUAUUGGAAACAGCAGCAGGGAAAAAUUACCUACUGCUCAUGUAAAAGUAUUAUCUCACGAUUGAGUGGGAUGCCAA
Carya illinoinensis is the source of this 1892-nucleotide messenger RNA. RefSeq lists its product as uncharacterized. NCBI's taxonomy places the organism in Eukaryota, Viridiplantae, Streptophyta, Magnoliopsida, Fagales, Juglandaceae. The record is from RefSeq and is a predicted model, not a curated record. Bases 333 to 881 code for a protein of 182 amino acids. The transcript has 3 exons.